Molecule: messenger RNA, 834 nt
Organism: Arachis stenosperma
Lineage: Eukaryota; Viridiplantae; Streptophyta; Magnoliopsida; Fabales; Fabaceae
Exons: 2
Coding region: 1-834 (277 amino acids)
Source: RefSeq, a predicted model, not a curated record
AUGUCGCCAUAUUUUCAAGAUAUGCUGGAUGGUGUUGCUGGUAUUGGACCUGGUUACAAGGGGCCUUCUUAUGAUAAGUUAAGGGUUCAUUUGUUGGCUGAUCUUAAAAGAGAAAGUCAAAUGCUAGUUGAUAGUUAUAGGAGUGCAUGGAAGAAAACUGGAUGUACCCUCAUGGCUGAUGGUUGGACAGAUCAAAGACAAAGAACGUUAAUCAAUUUCUUGGUGUAUUGUUCUAAAGGUUUGUGCUUCGUGAAAUUAGUAGAUGCUUCCAGUAUGGUAAAAAAAUGCUUCCACUACUUGUGUAAUUUGUUUUCUGAGGUGAUUGAAUGGAUUGGCCCAAAUAAUAUUAUGCAUGUUGUGACUGACAAUGCGGCCAAUUAUGUCGCUGCUGGUAGGCUUAUCAAUAGAAAAUAUGAUAAUAUCUAUUGGUCACGAUGUGCUGCUCAUUGCCUUAAUCUUAUUUUAAAAGAUAUAAGCAGCAUGGCGCAUAUUUCUAACCUUGCAACAUGUGCUUCAAAGAUCACAGUAUUUGUGUACAAUCAUACGAGCAUCUUUGACCGUAAAAAGGAGUUGCAACAAUUGGUUGUAGAUUCAAUUUUCACUGAUCACAAAUUAGGAAGGAGUGCUACUGGUAGAGCUGUGAGUGCUAUUAUUCUGGACUGCAAAUUUUGGGAUGAUUGCUUUACUGUAUGUAAACUUGUGGGCCCUCUUAUAUACUUGCUGAGGGUUGUUGAUGCUGAUGACAAACCAUCUUUGGGAUAUGUUUAUAAAGUAAUGCUACGGGCAGAAGAUGCAAUUAAGGAGAUGUUUAGACAAUCCAAGACUGCAUAUUAG